AUGGCAACGAAGACUUUGGAAGCUCGAUUCGAGCAUCUGUCGGUCAACGACGAGAAUGAGCACCAUGGAACAACGAAGGGUCAUAUCAAAGCCAAGGGAUCCUUAUCAACCGCUGUGUCUUUGACCGGUUUGGGAGCCGGAAACUCUUCAGCAACGAACUCAACACGCAAUCAGCUUUUGAAGAUUGCUUUGCAAAACACAACCGAGUCCAAAGCAAAUGCCGGGUCGCCUGCCAACAAAGAGCAACAGGGACGAUCUGAAGCAAGCUCAACAGUGCUCUACGACCAACCAGCCCCGAAACAAUUACACCUUGGCAUGUUUGAAAUCGGCAAAGCCCUCGGAAAAGGAAAGUUUGGCCGCGUCUAUUUGGCUAAAGAGCGCUCGACGGGAUUUAUCUGUGCCUUGAAGGUUCUUCAUAAAUCCGAACUCCAGCAAGGAGGAGUACAGAAGCAGGUCAGAAGAGAGAUUGAGAUUCAAAGUAACUUGAGACAUCCCAACGUACUGCGACUAUAUGGCCACUUCCAUGACAGCAAGCGAAUCUUCCUUAUUCUAGAGUUCGCUGGCAAGGGUGAGCUGUACAAGCAUCUGCGCAAGGAGCAUCGUUUCCCCGAGUGGAAGUCUGCUCAAUAUAUUGCACAAAUGGCAGCUGCCUUGAAGUAUCUACACAAGAAACAUGUUAUUCACCGAGAUAUCAAACCCGAAAAUAUUCUGGUUGGUAUCCACGGAGAGAUCAAGAUCAGUGACUUUGGCUGGAGUGUGCAUGCACCAAACAACCGAAGGCAAACAAUGUGUGGAACACUUGACUACCUCCCCCCCGAGAUGUUGGUCAGAGGAUCACAGGAAAACUUUUACAGUGACAAAGUUGACCUUUGGAGUCUUGGCGUGUUGACUUAUGAAUUCUUGGUCGGAGAAGCACCGUUUGAGGAUACUCCGGUCAUGACCCAGCGAAGAAUUACCAGAGCUGACAUGACAAUCCCAUCGUUUGUCAGCCCGGAAGCCAGGGACUUUAUCAAGAGGCUCCUUGUUUUAGACCCUGAGAAGCGAAUGUCUAUAGACGAAGCCCAACAGCAUCCAUGGAUCUUGAAGCAUUGCGCCAAGGCAGAAAAGACUACGCAGCGCAGCUCAACCCAGAAAGAAGGCCGAUAG
Messenger RNA from Talaromyces marneffei, 1146 nucleotides. RefSeq lists its product as uncharacterized. The record is from RefSeq and is a predicted model, not a curated record. NCBI's taxonomy places the organism in Eukaryota, Fungi, Ascomycota, Eurotiomycetes, Eurotiales, Trichocomaceae. The transcript has 3 exons. The coding region runs from base 1 to 1146 and encodes 381 amino acids. Gene Ontology annotation, molecular function: ATP binding; protein kinase activity. Gene Ontology annotation, cellular component: spindle pole centrosome; spindle microtubule; spindle midzone. Gene Ontology annotation, biological process: mitotic spindle organization; protein phosphorylation; regulation of cytokinesis.